CCCCUCUCCCCGCGGCCGCCGUCGAUGGGUCCGCGCGGGGCGCGCCGUGCUGCGCUCGGGGUGCGCGGCCGCUGCCGCCGUGCGCGGCGCUCCGCGCGCCCGCAGCGGAGCUCCCCCGCGAGGUUCCGGGCGGGGCGGACCGCGGGGGCGCGCCCGGGGAUCCCCGCCCGCCCCGUCGGCGACGGCACCUUAAGCGGGGCGGGGAGGGGGCGGGGCCUCAUUUGCAUGAGCGCCGCCUCAUUUGCAUGGAGCGCGGCGGCGUCACCCGCGGGCGAAAGGGAAAAAGUGAGCGCGGGGCGGGGCGGGGCGGGGCGGCCGUGACGCAGCGGGCGCCGCCAUUGACGCAACCGCGCGGCGCGCCAAAAGUGCCCGAAAUAGCCCCGCGCCCCGACGGGAUCCGCGCGGCGGGAGGGGAUGGCCGGGGGGCCCGCAGAGCGGCCCGGCACGAGGUCUGCCCUCCUCUGUUAUCCGUGCACCCAUCAGCUCCUGGGAGUCACUUUGAUGAAGGAAUCAGAGGAAAAUUGGAAAAUACCUUCAGCUUGAGGCCUGAGUCAAGUGCUGUUAUUAAUAGCGUGUUUAAUUACGAGUGGCAUCUAAAUCAGGAAUCAAAGCUUUUAGUGUUAUUCAAAGUCAGCAUCACACACAGAAGAAAUAGUUGGCUGCUGCAAUCAGCAGUGAUGAACAAUCAUUAUGAGGUGCAAAAGGAGCAUUGUUAAUAGGAGGCUACAUCUCCAGGUCAGUUUGACUGCACGAUUUUAUGAGCUUAAAGACCUACACACCUCAACUUCAAGAAUUAUUUACUCCCAAGAUAUUUACCUCUUCCACUUCUUUCUGAAAAUCAUAAUAAUAGCAGUAACUCUGUUCUGCAUUCCAGGCAUAAGCUGAAGAACAGGAGGAAAAGCAAAGCAAGAGAUUCCCAUGUUGAGACCAUGGAGCGCAGGAAGCUGCAGUGCUGUGCAGCCAUCUGAACUCAGAGUGAUGUUUGACCUCAGAUGAUGAACAGCAGCUUUGCCUUCUUGCUGUGCAAUGCCAGAUCACCAGAAAAGACCUUAGCUAAUACUUGUAAUGAUAUCGUGGCUCAGAUUGGGUGUACGAGCAUGUUGUAUGCUGCUUAACAGCAGAAGGUGAUGGGAUUCGAUGGAGAUGCAUAUAUGUAUUUCCUAACCUUCAGCAGGAACAGCAAAGAACUCUUGUUCCAAGAAGGAAUUCAGAAUAUCUCCUCCGCGUUCUACCUCUGCAUGCUGAGACAGAGUGAGAACUGCAGUCAUGGAGUGAGAAGACUCACAGAAGAGGUCAGUGCUUACCAUAACAACAGCGGUGCACUUUUGCAGGGCUGUGGUAUUUUCCAGGGUGUUGUAGUUGGGCAUUCCCUGCACAAAGCAUGAAGGACCGUGCCAUGCUGACAUGCUGACAAGGCAGCCUCUGUCCCGGUCUCACAGGCAGCACUGUGAGCUGGAGUUGCCUUUAGCCGUCAGAUACAUCAGCUUGAUAAUCUGUGCAAAGGUGUGUGGUUGGUACACCCCAUCUGUCUGAGUUCUACAACAAGUCCCUGUUUGCAUCAAAUUCUGGACUGCUCGCGUCCCUCUCUGACUACACUGGAGAACAGCUGAGGUCCCUCUCACUGAACGCUGCUUCCCAAGGGCUGAAUUCGGAUGAGAAAACCACUGUAACACUGGGUAAUUAAUUUGUCGGCCAAAUAAUUUCUGCAGGGCUAUCACUUACUUCUCUGUCUGCAACCCCAAUGAAUCUCCCAGCUCGCAGCUUUAAUCCCAUUUUCUGCCUUUUAAUCUCAUUUUUUCACUCUAAUUUUCAUAGCUCCUACUAUUCAGUGGGAAUAACCAGAGCCAGGUGAGCACGGAUUCUGUGGCACAUAUUGAAUGCCUGGAGACCAACAACAGAGCUCCUGGAAUGGAAUUCCUCCAUUCCAGGCGGUCCACUGCAACAAAUAAUGGACUCAACAAAAAGAACAGCUAUAAGAAUAAAGGAGAAAGAGUGAUUUGUA
Gallus gallus (chicken) is the source of this 2002-nucleotide messenger RNA. RefSeq lists its product as uncharacterized. NCBI's taxonomy places the organism in Eukaryota, Metazoa, Chordata, Aves, Galliformes, Phasianidae. The transcript has 3 exons. Bases 246 to 716 code for a protein of 156 amino acids. The record is from RefSeq and is a predicted model, not a curated record.